Messenger RNA from Silurus meridionalis, 1241 nucleotides. RefSeq lists its product as uncharacterized. Bases 565 to 1044 code for a protein of 159 amino acids. The transcript is spliced from 5 exons. The record is from RefSeq and is a predicted model, not a curated record. NCBI's taxonomy places the organism in Eukaryota, Metazoa, Chordata, Actinopteri, Siluriformes, Siluridae.
ACACUGUAUCUACAGAUAGCUUUUUGUAUAUUUGUAUAUAUCAGCUGAACAUCACCCUCAGAGUCGUGCUUUCGAGUGUUUCAGUCCCUCGUUUGAUGUUCGAAUACAAUUAAACCCCUCAUGACUAAAUACCUGUGAUGACUGAAGGCCACUGAGAUCGUUCAGGAUAAUCUCUGCCCACAGGCGGGUUUCUUUUUUUUUUUUUUCUCAAAUGCUUUUCCAGCAGGCGUCGGCGCCUGAACCUGUGCUGGAUGAACAGAGACCUGCGAUCCCAAGCUGAGGAAUACAUGUCAACAGAUCGGAAUCAGAAAUCAGAGCUGGCGUUCCAAGGAUUCAGAGCAGCGAGUUACAGGCUCACAGCCAAGAAAUGCUUUGUGAAGGUUCGGUGGGUUUAAUCGAAUCCUGUGCCCCCGAUGUUCACCCAGCCCGUUCGGACCCCACAAGCAAGCCUCGAGUGGGCAAGAAAGAAUGUGGCGACAAAUAGGAUUUCAAGGGGUGGCAUCACCACGGAAACACACCAAAGUCACAUGGUUGGGUUUCUUUUGAAGAAAAGUCGGUGUCACAAUGAGUUCCGGGCUGAGAACGCCGAGCUCUGCGGUUUACCCCAACAACACGGACGGAGACGGCAUAAGCAGGGACGUCGUCUACGAGUGUAAAGUGUUCAACAUCUCCAUACUCGCUGUGUCUGUGUGCGUCCUGACCGUGACAGCCGUGAUGUGCUGCGUGUCCUACGUCAAACGCUGGAGGCAGCGGAAGCGAGCGUGCGAAUAUGAAAGCGAUGUGGCUUGCGACCUGCAGGAGGGCCUGCAGGUGAACCUCAAGGCCGUGCAGAGGUCACAAAGCUUGUGUAAUCUACGGUCUCUGUUUCGACAAGAAUCUCUCAGAAAGGACGACUCCUCCAUUUACUGCAUCUAUACCAAUCCACUUCCUGUCACGGAGGAUGGCGAGGAGGAUUUUACAAACACCACAGACGCCACACGGACACUUAAUGACCCUAAAGAUGCUAUCGUUCUGGAUCCGCUCACUUUUGUUAUGCAGCUGUAGAACUCGAAACGUUCCAACUGGACAAGGGGGAGGGGAAAUCAAUUCAUUUGUAGAGCUUUUUGGAGCAUUCCAACACACAAACACACUCACACACACAUAGUAAGUUUAGAGUAAGUGAGUUGGAAUGUUCCAAGCUAAAAAAUAGGGUGGCGACUGUCAGAGGUGGCAAAAGUACACACAUCCUCUACUUAAGUAGA